Molecule: messenger RNA, 537 nt
Organism: Acanthoscelides obtectus
Lineage: Eukaryota; Metazoa; Arthropoda; Insecta; Coleoptera; Chrysomelidae
Source: the annotation of a GenBank genome assembly
GUUGAGUAUAGUCCGGUAGAUGUGCAAGUCGACAGUUGAAAACAUGGUGGAAAGUCGUAUUGUCAUACGUAAUUGUGUUAUUAAUCUCACAAAUAUCCUCCUGGAAGAACUGGAAGAAGUUUUGGAGGAAGAGAGAAAUCCUGAAAAAAGGAUAUGGUGUCGAGAAUGGCUUACACGGAGAGAAAGUCAAGGAGCUUCCACCAAUUUAAUAAGGGAGCUGAGAUAUGAAGAUCCUAAAGAAUACAGAAUGAUGCUCAGAAUGACUGCUGCAAAAUUUUACUAUUUGUUAGGCUUAAUAACUCCGUUAAUCCAAUGAGAGGACACUAUUAUGAGAGACGCUAUCAAACCAGAAACAAUGUUGUGUGCCCGGAAUCGAGUUGUACAGAGAAACUGCGUUAAAUGUGAAAGAUCGGUUAAAUAAGGCUUGUGGUGUGGCAUGGUGAAUAAAUGGGGAGAUCUGAUAACUCUAUUGGAUAUUUGAGCCAGGUAUAAGUUUGUUUUUCAAAUAUAAUUAUUUUUUUUAUUAAUUUUGUGUAC